Sclerotinia borealis F-4128 is the source of this 1002-nucleotide messenger RNA. Lineage: Eukaryota; Fungi; Ascomycota; Leotiomycetes; Helotiales; Sclerotiniaceae. The record is from the annotation of a GenBank genome assembly.
AUGAAGUUAUUGGAUGUUGUUAGUUUGACAUUUGGGAUACUGGUAAAUUCUGUUUGGGCGCUUCCCACUACAGAUACCAAAUCCAACUUUAGUUGGGAGGAUACCAAGUACUUUCUCGCAUUUGGCGAUUCAGAUACCUUCGUCCAAGGAACAUACGGUCUCCAAAACUUUUCCUUCAUCGGGGAUCUUCUACACUUCUCUUAUACACCUGCUCAAAUCUUGAGAACAUCAGCAGGAGGACCCAAUUGGGUAGAAUAUCUCACGUCCUGUUUCUCGGGGCUCCCCUCAAAAUGCACCAAACAAUUCUGGGAUUUUGCAUUUGCCGGCUCAGAUGUUUCUACCACCUGUACUGCAUUACACCAUAACACCGCCGUUUCCCUCGAAAGCCAAAUCCUCGAAUGGUCUACCUAUGCUCUCCCCGUCAUCCCCAUGGACCCAUCCAAAACACUCGUCACCAUCUGGAUCGGCAUAAACGAUAUCGGAGACACCGCUUCCUAUAUAUUUCCCUCUCAUAACUCCACAAGUCUCCACUCUCUAUACACGAACAUCAUCACCGCCGAGUUCGCGGCCAUUGAAACCAUUUACAAAUCUGGAUUUCGCAAUUUUCUGUUCAUGAAUCUGCCACCUCUACAGCGCACCCCACCGAACCUCAUCCGCCCAGCAGGUCCCCUUCCAAACACCACCAUGCUCAGCUCCUACAACCGCAUACUCAAUACCAGCGCCCACCACUUCAGCACCACACAUCCGGGCACCAAAACCAUGGUCUUCGAUAUAUUUUUCUUUCUCUCCUCGGUACUUGAUGAUCCGACACCUUAUGGCAUCAAAAAUAUCACGAAUUAUUGUCCCAAGUAUGAUGCGUCGGAUAUUGCUACGAAUUACGCGGCGUAUGGAUGUCUACCUAUCGAAGAUUAUUUCUGGUAUAAUACGGGUCAUAUCACCUAUCACACACAUGAGAUAUUGGCGAGGGAAGUGGGGAAGUUUUUGGAGAGUCAAAGUUAUUGA